Messenger RNA from Cylas formicarius (sweet potato weevil), 1033 nucleotides. It is a transcript of the gene Atg5, whose product is annotated as autophagy protein 5. The transcript is spliced from 4 exons. The record is from RefSeq and is a predicted model, not a curated record. NCBI's taxonomy places the organism in Eukaryota, Metazoa, Arthropoda, Insecta, Coleoptera, Brentidae. The coding region runs from base 117 to 911 and encodes 264 amino acids. Gene Ontology annotation, biological process: autophagy of mitochondrion; C-terminal protein lipidation; nucleophagy. Gene Ontology annotation, cellular component: Atg12-Atg5-Atg16 complex; cytoplasm; phagophore assembly site membrane.
AAAUUAUCUGUGGAUAGCACGUCGAGAAAUUAAUCCGUGCGUCUAAUCAAUUUUGUGACAUAACCUCAAUGUCUUGGCUAGAAAUUAAUUGGAUUGUUAACUAAGGGAUUAAAUCGAUGGCGAACGACAGGGAAGUUUUACGCGAAGUAUGGGAGGGCAAGUUACCGGUCUGUUUUAAACUCACUCAAGACGAAGUCGCCACGCUACAACAGCCGGACCCUUUCUAUUUAAUGGUAUCUAGAUUGAGUUAUUUUCCUCUCGUGACGGAUAAAGUUAGGAAGCACUUCUUGAAAUACGUAUCCGAUGAAAAACAAGAACACGAAAUGUGGUUGGAAUACAACGGACAACCUUUGAAGUGGCACCUCCCUAUCGGGGUGCUGUACGAUCUGAUUGUGGAUGCAGAAGGCGAGUCGCUCCCUUGGGUCGUGACGGUGCAUUUUGAUAAAUUUCCGGAAACGCAAAUUUACAGAUUUAGCAGCAAGGAAAUGGUAGAGUCGCAUUUUAUGUCCUGCUUAAAAGAAGCAGACGUCUUGAAACAUAGGGGGCAAAUUGUGACGAGCAUGCAAAAAAAGGACCACAAUCAGUUAUGGUUGGGGCUUCAAAACGAUAAAUUUGAUCAAUUUUGGACCGUCAACAGAAAAUUAAUGGAAGUUUCCGGUGAGACCGAGUGUUUCAAAUACAUUCCUUUUAGGUGUUACGUGGGAGACGGCUACAAACAAAAACUGAUAAAACCCGUGACCGAUGACGGUAGGAAGAAAACGUUACAAGAUUUAGUCCGUGAAAUAUUAGAUUCAGGCUCGACCGCAAAGAUAAAAACUCACGGCAUGUUUCCGCCCCUGGACACUCCAUUGCAGUGGAUGUCGGAACAUUUGAGUUAUCCUGAUAACUUUUUGCAUUUAUCUCUAGUUUAAGGAAACCUUUAGCUUUUAUGUUCCUUUGUGAUAUAGGCACCGCUCUUUAAAUGUAUAUUUUUUGUAUUUGUUUAUAGUUUACCUCUUAAGAUGUAAAAUGUCAAUAAAUCUUAUGAACUUGA